This is a messenger RNA of Ceutorhynchus assimilis (cabbage seed weevil), 1125 nucleotides long. The record is from the annotation of a GenBank genome assembly. Lineage: Eukaryota; Metazoa; Arthropoda; Insecta; Coleoptera; Curculionidae.
AUGCAAACUGAUCAAUCACCGAAAGAUCAACUUGUUCUGAUACAAAAGCUAGAAAAGGACAAUUUAGAAAGGGAAUUGCAUAUUAAGAGACUACGGGAACACAACGAAUUUUUGGAAGAGGAAAUCAUACAAUUUGACUCAACCAGUGAGUCAACAAUAGGUAACUUAAAAAGCCAAAUCCUAUUCUUGAAAUCGCAAAUAGAGGAACUUAAAAGUCAUUCAAAUAAAAAAACUGUGGAGGCACAAACACAAACUCUACCUCAAAUGAAACCUGCCAACUAUACUGUUGGAAUGCAAACGAUUAGCAACCCAACCUGUGAACUUGGAAUCCAAACAGACACUGAAACGGAAAGCAAAACAACAACAAACAUAAUAACUUUGGAGGCACACACACAAACCCUAGCUGAAAUAAAACUGACUAAUAACGCUGCAGGAACACAAACUAUCAGCUGUGAACUUGGAACUCAAACAGAACUGACGGAGGAAGCCUUGGAAGAACGUCAACAAAACCCGCAUUUGCACGACAACGUACAGAAUAUUGCUGCGCAAGAUUUCAGCUACAUAAACGAAAACGAGCAGUUUACAAACCGCCUAAAUAAAUUACGCGAAAACUCUCCUAUCAAACAAAAGAUAGUAAUACAUCGAAAUAUAAAACUAGCAAGUGCUAAACCUCAAACUAAUCUUAGCCCAAUUAAAGACAUCAAAAAUACUGUCAUACGGAAAACAUCAGCUGAUUCUGGGGAGGCAGAAGCAUGGGACAGUUCAGCAGGAAAACUAGGAAAGCACAACAUUUUAAGAAAAAGUGUGAUUGGCGCUAGUGAUCAUAGGUGUAAAAAGGCCUCUAGUUGUGCUCGUGGCAACUACACAAUGGGUGACAGAUACAACAUCCACAGUCAGCUGGAACAUCUCCAAUCAAAAUACAUUGGUACAGGCCACGCUGAUACCACAAAGUUCGAAUGGCUCCUCAAUCAACACAGAGACAGCUACUCUAGCUAUUUGGGACAUCCAGACUUGCUAAGCUAUUUUGCUAUAGCUGAAAACGAAGCUAAAGCUCGCGUCAGGUUCAAUUUGAUGGAAAAAAUGUUGCAGCCUUGCGGACCACCACCAGAUAAACCAGAGGACUAA